AUGCCGAGGAGGAAGAGGGCGACCACGAGGUUGUGGGGGACGGCAGCCGUCAUCCAUACAACCAAAAAGGAGACGUUGGCUCUGUACGACGCUUGGAUCACCGUCUCGUACGAUCCUGUCGUCGGGAAUCAACAAACCAACUUGUGUUUCUGGAAAAAAGUCACCGAAGUUUACAACGCACAAAGGCCGAAGAAGACCUUUGCCCGCAACGUGAAGAUGUUCCGCGGUCAUUGGGACCGAUGCGACGAAGAUGUCAAAAUUUUUUGCGCGAUAUACAGGGCAGAAGAGGCGAAUUACCAAAGCGGAGCAAGUGGAGCCGACAUUCUGAGAGCGGCGUUGCGGGUCUUUAAAGACGACGUCGGUAAAGAUUUCAAGCAUGUCGAUGUUUGGUCGCAAGUCCACCACCUUGAAAGGUGGGCUGGCGGUGUCCAGUCGGGCGCGGGCUAG
Messenger RNA from Salvia hispanica, 447 nucleotides. NCBI's taxonomy places the organism in Eukaryota, Viridiplantae, Streptophyta, Magnoliopsida, Lamiales, Lamiaceae. The record is from RefSeq and is a predicted model, not a curated record.